Messenger RNA from Phycomyces blakesleeanus NRRL 1555(-), 901 nucleotides. RefSeq lists its product as hypothetical. The record is from RefSeq and is a predicted model, not a curated record. Bases 52 to 753 code for a protein of 233 amino acids. Gene Ontology annotation, molecular function: methylthioribulose 1-phosphate dehydratase activity; metal ion binding. The transcript has 5 exons. NCBI's taxonomy places the organism in Eukaryota, Fungi, Mucoromycota, Mucoromycetes, Mucorales, Phycomycetaceae. Gene Ontology annotation, cellular component: cytoplasm.
CUAUCAUCUUUUCUCUUUUAGAGACAAGGAUAAUAAAAAAGAAUUGAGAAUAUGUCUUCUCAGACCGAUGCACUCUGUCAUUCAGCAGAUCCACAACAUCCUGCUAACCUAAUUCCUGAACUCUGUCGUCUAUUCUAUACUCUUGGCUGGGUUACUGGUACAGGUGGUGGAAUUAGCAUCAGAAAAGAUGAUCAUGUCUACAUUGCUCCGUCAGGCGUACAAAAGGAAAGAAUGGAGGCUCAUCAGCUGUUUGUCAUGACUCUUGGUGACAGAACAUUUUUGCGUAAACCUGAUGUGUUAAAGCCCUCUGCUUGUACACCACUGUUCUACAAUGCAUACACUAUGCGCGCUGCCGGCGCAUGCAUUCACACUCAUUCCCAAAAUGCUGUCAUGGCUACUUUGUUGUAUCCCGGUAAGACAUUUGAGAUCUCGCACCAGGAGAUGAUCAAGGGUAUCCGACGUGGAUCCUCAAAGACCAAUUUACGUUACUUUGAUAAGUUGGUUGUGCCAAUUGUGGAGAAUACACCCGAAGAGGAGGAUUUGACAGAGCGUAUGGCCAAGGCUAUGGAGGCUUACCCUGAUACUAAUGCUGUGUUGGUCCGUCGUCAUGGCGUUUACGUAUGGGGAGAAAACUGGGAAAAAGCAAAGACAAUGACAGAGUGCUAUGAUUAUCUGUUUGAGAUUGCAGUUAAGAUGAAGUCAAUUGGAAUUGAUCCUGCCCUGAAACCUGCUAGUGAGCCAGAUUAUGUUUAAGAAAAAGCAAAAAGAGAAAGAAAAGUUUAUCAAAAUUAUUAUACAAGUGUACUUCUUUAAUAUUGUAUUUUUUUUUUGCACAAGAAUGGUAGAUGACGUGUCUAAUAUUUUAUCGUUAUUCAAUUCGUAAUACAUUUUAUAUAUAAUC